Molecule: messenger RNA, 1638 nt
Organism: Ilex paraguariensis (yerba mate)
Lineage: Eukaryota; Viridiplantae; Streptophyta; Magnoliopsida; Aquifoliales; Aquifoliaceae
Source: the annotation of a GenBank genome assembly
AUGGAGAGAAUUCACGUGUCAGUGAGAACGAGGCCUCUCUCUCCGGAGGACACCACGACCAGCCCUUGGAGAAUCUCCGGCAAAUCCAUUUUCAUCCCCAACCAGCCUUCCAAGUUCGAAUUUGACCGAAUUUUCAGAGAGGAUUCAAAGACGGAAGAGGUUUACAGAGCUCGCACAGAAGACAUUGUUGCUGCGGCUGUUCGGGGAUUCAAUGGCACUGUCUUUGCUUAUGGACAAACUAAUAGCGGAAAAACAUUUACAAUGCGAGGAUCUUCUACUGACCCAGGAGUCAUCCCUUUGGCUGUGCAUGAUCUGUUUGGAAUUAUACAAGAGGAAAUGAAUCGAGAGUUCCUUCUACGGAUGUCCUAUAUGGAGAUCUAUAAUGAGGAGAUAAAUGAUUUGUUGGUUCCAGAGCACCGAAAGCUGCAGAUCCAUGAAAGCCUUGAGCGAGGAAUAUUUGUAGCUGGUUUAAGAGAAGAAAUUGUUGCCUCCCCCGAGCAAGUCCUUGAACUCAUGGAGUUUGGAGAAUCUCAUCGGCAUAUUGGAGAGACAAAUAUGAAUCUGUACAGCAGUAGGUCGCAUACAAUUUUUCGCAUGAUAAUUGAGAGUAGGGACAAAACUGAAGAUGAAAAUGGAAAUAGUUCAUGUGAUGCUGUUCGUGUAUCUGUUCUGAAUUUGGUGGACCUUGCUGGUUCAGAGCGGGCUGCCAAGACUGGCGCGGAAGGUGUUCGUCUAAAAGAGGGUUCCCACAUUAAUAAAAGCCUGAUGACACUUGGAACCGUGAUAAAGAAAUUAAGUGAAGGUGCUGAGAACCAAGGGAGUCAUGUUCCAUAUCGGGACAGUAAACUGACACGUAUAUUACAACCUGCACUUGGAGGAAAUGCAAAUACAGCGAUUAUAUGCAAUGUUACGCUUGCACAGUAUGGUUUAACAAUUCUUACAAGGAUCCGAGGACAUGCUAGAGAUCUGUGGUUUGUGGAAACCCAAAAUCGAUUUGUGACGACCACGAUUCAUGCCGAUGAGACUAAGAGUAGUCUUCAAUUUGCAAGCAGAGCGCUACGUGUCACCAAUUGUGUUCAUGUUAAUGAGAUUUUGACAGAUGCAGCUUUGCUAAAGCGCCAGAAGAAAGAGAUUGAGGAGCUUCGGGCCAAAUUGCAGGGUUCCCAUUCCGAACAUCUGGGAGAGGAGAUUCUCAAUCUCCGGAAUACGUUAUUACAGACUGAACUGGAGAGGGAACGAAUGGCUUUGGAGUUGGAGGAAGAAAAGAAAGCCCAAGCUGAAUGGGAAAAGAGAUUACAAGAGCAAGCUAAGAAAAUUGAGAACUUAAGUUCAAUGGUAUUGUGUUCAAAUAGGGACGAGAGUCGCAAUCAUCACAAGAAGGAGAAGAGGCGUGAUACAUGGUGCCCUGGCAAUCUUUCCAGGGAAACUUUGAGGGAGGGGAAAAUUAAAUUCCGCAUUUAUGUUGGCUUCCUCGGGAAUUUGGGAAACUUCUCAAGUGGAGGCAUUUUUGAGACACUCACAGCACUGCUGACUAAAAGAAGGCUUCCUGCAGCAAUCAACCAGAUCCUUUGGCUCAGUUGGGAGCUUAUCAUAUGGGCCAGUUAUUCCCUCCUUGAGUACUUGCGCGAAGUGGGGUAG